AUGAGUGAUGAGGAUAAUCGGUCCGGUUUCAUUUCAGUCAAGCGAACUGAGUGGCAUUUCGGGGGAAUUCAAGAAGGCAACACUCAGCCUGAUUUGAACUGUCAGCACCGCAACCGAGGAAUUGGCUCCCUCACUUCUGAGGGCGAUGAACAUUGGGCGUACGCUCGACCAAAUACGAGCCACGCCGUCAGGAUCAACAUCAGCUGGUUCCCUGGAGGGAUGACAAUGCAGGAUGUUGAUACUGGUGCUCUACUGACUCGCUCUAGUCACUGGGUCAAGUGGGCACAUGGCAGUUCACACGAUGAUUCACUUGUCAUGUAUCAGAAGGACACGGCUAAGGGCGUCUGUUGGUUGAAGUUUAAAUGUGAGGGGAGCUGGCUCUGCACGAAUCAGGAGGGAGAGCUAAAUGUCAAAAAUGAGGGCGAAUACGCUGAAUUCUGGCAUAGGAGCAUGUUUCAUGCACCAUGA
Molecule: messenger RNA, 468 nt
Organism: Aspergillus pseudoviridinutans
Lineage: Eukaryota; Fungi; Ascomycota; Eurotiomycetes; Eurotiales; Aspergillaceae
Exons: 1
Coding region: 1-468 (155 amino acids)
Source: RefSeq, a predicted model, not a curated record